AUGGACGAGCACUUUGGAUCAAUGGAACACACUUUCAUGACCAUUCAUAACCUGUCGCCAGAUGCAAACAUCCUCUUUGUCUCUGCCUCCGUCACCGAGAUUCUCGGAUAUGAACCGCACGAGGUCCAGGGCAGGUCAUGCUUCGACUAUUUUCACCCAGACGAGGAACCGUGGGCCAGAAGGGUCCAUGGAAGAGGCGUGAAGCUUGACAAGGCUGCAUCUCUUCAUUAUCUUCGAGUUCAGCAUCGCAACGGCCAGUGGAUCAGUUGCGAAUGCUGUUUCACUGUGGUCCACGACGUAUUGGUGGCAUGCACCAGUAUCUACCGGAGAGGCGCCAAGAGCGAGAGGCGGGCCAUUGAGGCACCACAGAUUCGACGCAUCUUCUCGAGCUCCCCAAGGGACCCUCGUUACCACAUGCUCGAACAUCUCUCACCCAAGUUUAAGAUGCCUCCUGUAGAGCGAGAGCCCAGGGCCGCUCUCAUUCUGAAUCGAUUCACCAGACCUCUAUCAAUCAUGUUUGCAACCGAUGCGAUCACACAGAUCCUUGGGCUUAGGCCCGACCAGCUUCAGCACAAGAGCUUCUACGAAUGCAUAGCAAAUAAUUGUUUGCCUGACGCCGUGAGGUGUCUUGAAAGCGCCAAGUCGAACGACUCAAUAGCAUACCUACGGUUCUGGUUCCGUGAUCCUCGAACAGAGGAAGAUUUUGAGGCACAGGACGACCAAGAAAUGGACGGCGUUGACGGUGGCGGUAGCCCAAGCAGUAGCGACUUGGACUCGGAUGGUGGUGCACAACUCAGCUCACCAAUGGACCUGGAUGACGAUACAGUCAUCAAAGCUGAGCCGACAAGUCCCGAGCCCUUUCGAGCCGAAGCCGAGCAGUCCAAUAAUCACAGCCGCCAGAACAACCACGCACAGCCUUCUGCACCUGCAGCAGGAUCCCCCAAUGCGGCCAGACGACCUAGACAGCAGUCGCCGGCGGCUGCUGCCCCUCCUGGGGCUCAAAACGGCAACAGGCGACAGCGCGAGAGGAUUGAGCCAUUCGAGUUGGAGGCAGUUGUCUCGUGUACAUCUGAUGGCCUAGUUGUGAUCUUGCGCAAGGCGCGACCUCCUAUCCCCAACAUCUACUCACCAUCGGCAUCGGCCGGCUCCCAGAAUGGUCUGUUUGCAGCACCAUGGGGAGAACAACCAAUCCAGCCGUACUAUCCUCCAGAGAUGUACCAUCACUUCAGGCCACCUCUACUGCCACAGCACAUGCCAUUGCAAGAGCAUGUCAAAGCUGCUGGUGGUCCGCCGACAGAGUACCUUAUGCGGUCCAUUCGUGACGUGGCUGUCUUUGCAUGGGCUCUGUGUGGUAUCAAUGGCAAUCUGGCCGGCUACUGCAGCGGGACACCUCAAGGGGAAGCUCAGCCUCCAAAUGGGCUUCCGGUAUGGGACCCUAAUGGAGGGCGAACAUCCUACCUGGGGCCUGAAAACCAGGCGAGGUACCGGUGGCAGCAAUACGACAGUAAAGGAAAAGGAUUGGCGGCAUCGGGCCACCAUGUGUCGAGCUCUACUUCUUCCGUUCCCCAAUUCAAUCCAUAUGCAAUAAUGCAUCAUGGGACGGUCGAGUACACCCAGCAUUAUUCGGCACCACCUUGGAGGCAAGAGGAUGGUUAUAUACAUGGUAGACACCCACACGCAAUGCCUACACAACCCGGCUAUACAUAUCAGCCCUUGCCGAGGCACCCUGGUCACCCCGUCAUGGAGCCAUGGGCGGAGGCGGCGGCAGCAAAUCUCGCACAGCAGCCUCGUGGUGAUCCGCCGAUGCCGACCACUCAGCCUCCAAAUUCAGGCGAGGAACCUCCCAAUUAUCGCCAUUUAUGGCAGUAA
Messenger RNA from Pestalotiopsis fici W106-1, 1869 nucleotides. RefSeq lists its product as uncharacterized. NCBI's taxonomy places the organism in Eukaryota, Fungi, Ascomycota, Sordariomycetes, Amphisphaeriales, Sporocadaceae. The record is from RefSeq and is a predicted model, not a curated record. Gene Ontology annotation, molecular function: DNA-binding transcription factor activity, RNA polymerase II-specific; RNA polymerase II transcription regulatory region sequence-specific DNA binding; protein binding. Bases 1 to 1869 code for a protein of 622 amino acids. The transcript has 3 exons.